This is a messenger RNA of Copidosoma floridanum, 816 nucleotides long. RefSeq lists its product as uncharacterized. NCBI's taxonomy places the organism in Eukaryota, Metazoa, Arthropoda, Insecta, Hymenoptera, Encyrtidae. The record is from RefSeq and is a predicted model, not a curated record.
AUGGCCGCCGCGGUCGCCAUAGUGCCCGCGGCCCAGCACCAGUCGUUCGGCCACGGCAAUGUCGAAGCCGUGUCACCCUGCACGCGUGAAAUGUUAAUGGACGAAGGCUGGACCGCGCUGUUCGGUGCUCAGUCGGCUCUCGCCGAGGUUGUUGACCACCUGGCCCGCACCAUUCAUGAGAUGGAGCCAGCCCGCUGGAGCUCGGGCAUUGUAGAAGCGAGGUUGGAAUUGCUCGGCGGAUAUUGGGGCGAUUUUCAAGCCAACCAUCUCAAGCUCAUCGAAGCUCUGCCACCGGAAAAGGCGUCUCGAUUGGUCCAGCUUUACACUGACGUGGAAGCGCACUACCUCGACGCACGGUCUUGCCUCUACGACGCGAGAGACUCCCUGGCGCCGGCACCUGUCCCUCCCGGGCCAUUUCCGGGCCCAGGAAACCCGGCUUCGGGCCGUGGGCCUCGCUUGCCGAGAAUCAGCAUUCCGAACUUCUCCGGGAGACGAGAAGACUGGGAGAGCUUCCGUGAUCUCUUCCGAGCGCUGAUCCACGAGGACUGCCAACUCACCAACGUCAAGCGCCUGUUCUAUUUAAAGUCGCUUGCUCAGGGAGACGCUAAGACGGCCCUCGAUACGGUCCAGGUAGCCGAGGCCAAUUACUCUAUGGCAUGGGCUCUGCUUGAAGCGCGCUACGAGCACAGCCACCUUCUCGUCCACGACCAUGUCACAGCCCUGCGGAACAUCAAACCACUCAGAGACGAGUCCGCCUGCGGAUUGCAGAGCCUCUUGGACACCCUGGAAAAAUAUCGCGACCAGCUUGGCGCCUAA